Molecule: messenger RNA, 2782 nt
Organism: Platichthys flesus (European flounder)
Lineage: Eukaryota; Metazoa; Chordata; Actinopteri; Pleuronectiformes; Pleuronectidae
Gene: grk1b
Product: G protein-coupled receptor kinase 1 b
Exons: 8
Coding region: 555-2234 (559 amino acids)
Biological process (GO): regulation of signal transduction; protein phosphorylation; signal transduction
Cellular component (GO): cytoplasm
Molecular function (GO): ATP binding; G protein-coupled receptor kinase activity
Source: RefSeq, a predicted model, not a curated record
GAUUUGGGUGAAUGCUAUGCAAGGAUUAUAAGCCUUUUAGAUCAAAUAAGAAAUGUUUCUUGUCUUUCAUAUUGCAAAAACUGCACUAAAAUCUGUAAGAACAUAUUUUAUUACACUUUAUAUGUUCGGGAAAAAACAUUAAAAGGGAUAUAACAAUUAAGGCUAAUCAUCUAUUUGUAAAUCUCUGGUGUCGAUAUUGUUAAUUGGAUUAUGCGGAGUCAGGAAAGCAGAUACAGAUUGUAUCACUUUCAGCUUUCAGUACCGAACCAGGUUAAGACAGAGCCGCUUAUACACAUGUAAUACACACCCAGAGAGGCUUGGCACACUUUGCAUUUCCUGUCCCAUUUUAUGGCAAUGAAUUAAGGUUAUUGUGCUUCCAAGAUGGUUUGAGUCCUUCAGGUUUAACAAGCACAAAUUUCUUACAAAACGUUCUCAAUGAUUGAAUUAUUGGUGAAUUUGUUGCAGUUUGCCGUCGUCAGCAAGGUAAUCUGAAGAAGUGAAAAAGUCUGAGGAAGUGAAAAGACCUUGUGCAGCACUGUCAAAAGGGUGGAACCAUGGACAUUGGUGGUUUGGAGACGGUGGUGGCGAACUCUGCCUAUGUGUCCGCCCGAGGCAGCGUGGACGGAUCUGCAGCAGCCUCCAUGCGUGAUAAGAAGAUGCGUGCCAGGUUGAAACUGCCUCACAUCAGAGAUUGUGAACACAUGAAGACGACUGUUGACACGGUAUUUGAGAGCAUGUGCGUCACGCAGCCCGUCGGCAAGCGCCUGUUCCAAAUGUAUCUGGAAAGCGAUGCAACCCACAAAAACACUGGGGAGCUGUGGAAGGACUUUGAAGACUACAAAAUAUGCCAGGAGAAGGACAGAGUGCAAAAGUCCCAAAAAAUAAUCAAUAAGUAUUAUGAGUCUGCAUCGAAGAACUUCUGCAAGUUCCUGGAGGAGAAGGCUGUCACUCGGGUCAAAGAAGACUACAAGAACGUCCACGGUGACCUGUUUAAAGAGAGCGAGCAGCAGCUGCUCAAACACCUGGAGAAGAAUGCAGUGGAGGGCUUCAAGAACAGCAUGUACUUCCUGCGAUAUGUUCAGUUCAAAUGGUUGGAGAGCCAGCCCGUGGAUGAGGAGUGGUUCAUGGACUUCAGGGUCCUGGGCAAAGGAGGUUUCGGGGAAGUGUUUGCUUGCCAGGCCAAGGCAACAGGCAAAAUGUACGCCAACAAGAAACUGGAUAAAAAGAGGCUCAAGAAACGCAAAGGCUACGAGGGAGCGAUCGUGGAGAAGCGCAUCCUCGCAAAAGUUCACAGUCGCUUCAUCGUGACACUGGCUUACGCGUUCCAGACCAAGACAGACCUCUGCCUAGUUAUGACUAUCAUGAACGGUGGUGAUCUCAGGUUUCAUAUGUAUAAUGUGGAUGAGAAGAAUCCUGGCUUCGAAGAUAAACGAGCACGUUUCUACACAGCUCAGAUCAUCUGUGGGGUGGAGCACCUGCACCAGCACAGGAUCAUCUACAGAGACCUCAAACCAGAGAACGUCCUGCUGGAUGAUGCAGGACAUGUCCGCCUGUCAGAUUUGGGUCUGGCUGUCGAGCUUCCACCAGGAAAAGACAAAACUGCUGGAUAUGCAGGAACCCCUGGUUUCAUGGCCCCGGAGCUGCUCCAGAAGAAGGAGUACGACUACUCAGUUGACUAUUUUACUCUGGGAGUCACCCUGUAUGAGAUGAUUGCUGCAAAAGGGCCCUUUAGAGUUCGAGGAGAGAAGGUUGAGAAUGAAGAGGUCACCCGCAGAAUCCUGAACGAUCCAGUUUCCUACACACCGACCUUCAGCAAUGAGUGCAAGGCCCUGUGUGAAGGCCUGAUGGAGAAGGACCCGGCGAAACGUCUCGGGAUCAAAAAUAAUGAUUGCUCAGAACUCAAGAAUCAUCCCUAUUUUAAAGAGGUUAACUGGGGCCGUCUGGAUGCAGGCAUGCUACCUCCACCGUUUGUCCCCGAUCCCAGGAUGGUCUACGCCAAAGACAUUGACGAUGUGGGCGCCUUCAGCACAAUCAAAGGCCUGGUCCUAGAUAACAAGGACACCGAGUUCUACAAUGACUUUUCUUCUGGUAAUGUCCCGAUCCCGUGGCAGGAGGAGAUGAUUGAGACGGGUGUGUUUGGAGAGCUGAACAUCUGGGGCGAGAGCGGGAAGCUGCCCAAUGACCUCGACCCGAACUUCGUGGAAGCCAAGGGUGGGGGCUGUGUGCUGCUGUGAGUUAGAGCAAGAGAUCAAAUAGAGUAUGUGCUCAAUUGGCGCUGCAUACAGUUUAUUUUCUGUGAACCAUUUGUACCAUAAUCUGUAAUAAACUGUUAUAUAUAUAUAUGUAUAUAUAGGUAUUAGUGGUGUAAUGAUAAAAUGGCUAUAUAAAUAGCUUUACCUUUAUAACAGGCAUGAAAACGAGUGGACCAACAUAGCCACAUAUAUGUACAUACAUACUUAAAUAGUCCUGUGUGUAUAUAUACUGUAUGCAUACAUAUAUAGAAUAUAUAUUAUUGUAUUAUUACUAGUUGUACUGUAAAUAUGACUCUAAUGUAGAUUGAAUAUCAUGUAACAAUGUAAAUAUGGUUUUGACUGCUGUGAUCUGACUGUAUACGUCAUUAAUUUAAUUUAGUCAAUGCAGAUAAAUGUAAUAAGAAUAAUUUAGAAAACAACAUGCAUUAUUAUAUGAAUAUUAAUUAUUUGUUUUGUGAACCAAAGAAAAGUGUAUUGCCAUUGUAAUAUUGUGUAAUUACUAUUUUAUCAUUUCUUAUAUUGCCGAUAAU